Macrobrachium nipponense is the source of this 3093-nucleotide messenger RNA. RefSeq lists its product as uncharacterized. The transcript is spliced from 6 exons. NCBI's taxonomy places the organism in Eukaryota, Metazoa, Arthropoda, Malacostraca, Decapoda, Palaemonidae. Bases 319 to 1611 code for a protein of 430 amino acids. The record is from RefSeq and is a predicted model, not a curated record.
GUGAUUCUAACACCUGUUACUGUUGUUCUGGAGCACAACAGCAGCGAGGCAACAGAACAACAAGCAACAAGGACGCCGUACAAAGCCAGUUAUACAAAUCCGACCCACAUCACCGUGAAUCUUACAGCACACAGUAGGUCGUUGUCUGUGCCCUCAAAAGGAGUUGGCACCGUGCCAUCCUCGCUGACAACCCAACAGUGGCCAAACAGACCUCUUGGUAUCAAGUGGUGCCUGCCCCCUAGGAAGAGGUCCGGUUCGUGUUCGAUAAGAUUUUUCGGUGUUCGCCAAUUACGUAGCUCUGUGAAACAUCCACCGGAGAUGAGAGGCAUCACGCCUCUUACGGGCGUCUGCCUGUGGACAACGUUCGUAAUCCUCGGCGUUUCACUGACGGGCGUUUCCUCUCAGAGGGGAAGUUCUUGGGACUCCUGCCGUGGCGUCGUUUGCAACGAGGUGCAGAGGCAAGCAGAGGGCCUCACCAGACUCAAACUGCUGAGGAAUUACGUUGUCCAGACGAUGCAGCUCAUGGACAGCUUGGUGACUUCCCUGGACGAAGAACUGGUCAAGACAGGUCAGGGUCUUUCCCUGUUCGUUGGUCCACACUGCGAGACUGCACAUACCUUACUCCAGCACAUCACAACGAUCAACGUCAGCGCAGAUACAUUCAAUGCCGCCAAAGUUCGGGAAGAUCUGGACACCAGCGAAUCAAGGUGGCCUCCCACUCAGUCGUCUCAGGUUGAUUUGUCCCAACACCAUGAGGACGUUUGGCCAAAUGUGAUUGAGGCAUCAUCCGACGGAGGAGGAUCAGGCUUCUCUGGGGUGGAUGACAGUCAGUACGUUGUGCCAAGUUACCCAGGAGGUCAAGGAAAAGGAAGUGGGGGCUCCGGGUCUGAUGGCUCAGGUGGGGCCUUUGGAGGGGGUCACUCUGGAUCAGGAGGUUCAAGUGGUGGUUUCGGAGGAGGUCACGCUGGAUCUGCAGGUUCAAGUAGUGGUUUUGGAGGCAGUCACUCUGGAUCUGCAGGUUCAAGUAGUGGUUUCGGAGGAGGUCACGCUGGAUCUGCAGGUUCAAGUGGUGGUUUUGGAGGCAGUCACUCUGGAUCCACAGGCUCAAGUGGUGGUUUUGGAGGAGGUCACACUGGAUCAGCAGGUUCAAGUGGUGGUUUCGGAGGCGGUCACGCUGGAUCAGCAGGUUCAAGUGGUAGUUUUGGAGGGGGUCACACUGGAUCUACUAGUUCCAGUGGUGGUUUUGGAGGCAGUCACUCUGGAUCAGCAGGUUCAAGUGGUGGUUUCGGAGGCAGUCACACAGGAUCUGCUGUUUCAACUGGUGGUUUUGGAGGCAGUCACACUGGAUCUGCAGGUUCAAGUGGUGGUUUUGGAGGUGGUCUUGCUGGAUCAGCAGGUUCACGUGGCCAGGGUCAUGGGUCAGGUGAAUCAGGAGGAAAAGGUAAAGGUCCUUGGGCUGGAGGCAAAAAGCCAGGUGGUGGGAAAGACUUUGCUGGUGCUGGUUGCCGGGGCGUCGAUAAAGGGACGCCCCACUGGGUACCAGGACUGGACGAGUGGUGCAGAAUCAACUGUGCCGCAGGAUUUUGUCCUGCUGAGAAAUGUGUUUGUUAGUAUUGAUACAUCUUCUGUUUCAUCUAUCGGAGCUUCCGCUAUCAAGCAGGUUCGUUUGUUCCCUUUAUCGGAGCUUCAGUUCUGAACUGACUUUUUUUGUUAUUGCUGUCUUUUGAGGGCCACAGACCGAUUAUUACAGAAAGCCCAUAAUUGAAAACUAAAUUUAUAUAUAACAUUAUAUAGUUGUUAUGCUGUAUUCAUUAUUUUCUUCUUUUCACUGGCGCAGCUUAGGUUACAAGAUACAUAUAUUUGGAUAAGAAGGCUUGAUUAGGCUAGUACUCUGACACUUCUUUGGUGAUAACUUUUAUCAUCAAUAUUUGGUUGCAGUAUGGGGAGUCCACUUUGUCCUGUGUUAGCAAACUUAUAUAUGGAGUAUUUCGAUAGACUCUAUCAAACCUGCAGAUAUGAUUAGGCUUCGUUAUGUAGACGACAUCUUAACAUAUUAGAAAAGCGAGUGGGGCAAUUUUGAUGUCUUUCUACAAAAAUUAUAUUCCUUGGUCCUGAGCAUAAAAUUUAAAGUAGAAUGGGGAAACAAUAUCCCCUUUUUAGAUGUCUUAAUCGCCAGAACUAAUAACAACUACAAAUUUACUAUCUUCAGGAAAACGACAGUUUCACUUUCAUACAUACAUUCUUACAGCUAUCAUGACAUUUCAGUUAAACUCAGCAUAGCAACUAACUUAAUUCUUAGAGCCCUGAGAAUUAGCUCCCCAGAUUUUCUUAACAAAGCACUUGAAACAAUCAGAAAUCAACUUAUCUUGUUGAAAUACCCCAAGCACUUAAUAGAAAAAGCCAUACAUAAAGUAAAGAGCAUUUUUUACAAAUCCACAGAAAACAAAGAAAAGGAAAAAUACACACACAAACUCAUAAUCCCUCACGUAGAUAAUUUACGAGAGAUCACACAAUCCUUAGGCCAGCCAAAACCUUUCAUCUUCACUUAUCCGAAUACAUUAGGGAAAUCCUUAAUUAACGUUCAGCAGAAACCAGUUUCUAAAGACAUAGGAUUUAAUGAAAUCCCCUGUGGGGAUUGUGAUAAGUUAUACUAUGGUUUCGCAGGAAAAUCUCUCUCGCAAAGAUUAACUCAACAUAAGCACUCAGUUAGAUAUGGACAACACAGUUCAGCAAUUUUCCAUCAUAUAAAUAACACGAACCAUACCAUGGAUUGGAACUCAUCCCGAAUUUUAUACAAGAGCAGCUGUAAAUACAAAUGUCAGAUGAUAGAAUCUUCACUGAUAAAACAACAUUAUAAUAGGAUCAACCUUUCCAAUGAAGCCUGAGACUCUGACCAGAUAGACAAUAUCUUCCUUAAGGCAACAAUGAAGCGGAUUAAGACAAUUAACAGAACCAACGUCAGCUUGGCGGUGACCCUACGCAUCACCUAAGGGCAUAUCUCCCAAUAUAUAUUUCGCCAAUGUAACUUCUGUCAUUCACUAUACAUGAUAAGGGUGGGAGUCAGUCCACCGAAAUACAGUCCUUAGCUUUAAA